Messenger RNA from Daphnia pulicaria, 3638 nucleotides. Its product is annotated as follistatin-related protein 5-like. The record is from RefSeq and is a predicted model, not a curated record. Gene Ontology annotation, molecular function: protein binding. NCBI's taxonomy places the organism in Eukaryota, Metazoa, Arthropoda, Branchiopoda, Diplostraca, Daphniidae. The transcript has 17 exons. Gene Ontology annotation, biological process: cell differentiation; regulation of BMP signaling pathway; multicellular organism development. Bases 222 to 3068 code for a protein of 948 amino acids.
AGUCGCAGCUCAGCCCCGGUAGAGUGUAGACGUGAAUUGGCCAACGUCGUCAAUAUAAUAACCAACAGUUCAACUCUUCUCGUCGUUUGUGUUGUCGGUUCGGAUUUUUCCAACUGUUUUCCUCCCCUCUCUUUCUUUCCACCCACCGUGCAAAUUCCCCAGCAGUGCAAAAGUUUCCAAUAACGUGAUUGUUGUUUGAUUCAUUCGAAAAGAAUAUCGCCAUGGCUUCCGGUGAUGUGGCGAGGUGUCGAAACCUCUGCGCCGCCCUGUUGCUACUCAGUGCCAUCCUCCUCGUCCCCGCCGAAUCGUCGAUGAAGAGCAUCGAACAGCUCGUGAAAUCACGAAGACACCGUGACGCGUCGUCGUCUGAAUACGACGUCGAAGCUCUACUCCGCCAGGAAAUCACCAUCGCCGUCAAGCGCGAUUCAUGCAGCAGUCUGUUUUGCGGCCGCGGACGCGAGUGCCAGAUGAACUCACAGGGUCACCCGGAGUGCGUUUGCGUCAGGAAGUGCCGCCGACAUCACAAAUUAAUCUGCGGCACGGACGGAAUUCUUUAUUCCAGCCACUGCGAGCUGCACCGGUCCGCUUGCUUAUCCAAUCAGCCCAUCGCUAUCGAUCACACUUACCUCUGUCUACGUCGGAGAGAAGGCAACAAAAGCAGCGGCGAUAGCAGCAGCAGCAGCAGCAGUCCUAUCUCCAACGAAGAUGAUGGAGUCCAGCAGCAGCAGCAACAUUCUGUGAAAAGUGACAGAAACAGUUGGACAACGGCCACCGUCCAGUCGACUUUCUCCGUUGAGACAUCAGUCGCCGGAUCGGUUGACUCGUAUUCGAUGAUAUCCACGACGUCAGAGACGGACCAGGCCGAGCCGCAUGCCAGGAGUAGCAGCAGCAGCAGCAGCAGCACCAGUCAGUCGGAGCCGCUCCCAAUCGAUUCCUUCUUGACGCCAGCUUCUUCUUCAAUCUGCUCCCAACAAGAUUACGAAAUCCUCAAGGACAACUUAUUGUUGUAUAAUCACGCCCGGCUCUCUUCCAUGGAAGACGGACACAGCAACGCCGGAAGCAAAGACUACCUGGUCAGUCUCAUGUUCAGCCACUACGAUCUCAACAAUAACGGAUUACUCGAAGCACAAGAGCUGUCCAAGACGUUUGAGGAUGAACAUCUUUCUCAGCUGUCCAAAGAGUGUUCCUUGUCGGACAUGUUGGCCUACGAUGACGUCGAUCACGACACCCAUCUCAAUCUCAACGAGUUCUACGCCGCCUUCAGCAAGCUUUACAGCGUAUCUGUUGUGUCGCUGGACAAAGCCCUGGAAUUGAAUCAAGUUUCGGCCCGAGUUGGCGACAAUAUCGAGAUCAAGUGCGACGUGACGGGAUCGCCGACACCUCCGAUCGUUUGGCGGCGGCACGGACUGGACUUGGCCCAGUUGGCCGAAGACGAGCUCAAAGUCUUCCCCGACGGAGCCCUUUACAUUAACAACGUCCGGCUCAUUCACGCCGGCAACUACACCUGCCACGCCCAGCGCAACAAAGACGUCGUCCAAACGCACGCUCUCCACGUUCACACUUUGCCCGAAGUUCGCGUGACACCGCGGAUACAAUCGCGCCGGCCUGGGGACGACAGCCUGAUGAAAUGCCACGCCGUAGGAGUGCCUUUCCCAAAAGUGGAGUGGCUCAAGAACGACGAGCCGCUGCGGAGCAGCGCCGGCGAGCGGAUCGAGUCGAUCGGCUCUUACAGCGGACUGAAAAUCCACUCCAUCAACUUUGCCGAUACGGGGGCCUACAUGUGCCAGGCCAGCAGCAUCGGAGGACUCGCCCGCGACAUUUCUUCUUUAGUCGUCCAAGAUGACUCCACGCCCAAAGAAAGCAGCCUGCUGAGCGAGAGCAAUAAGAAGUUUUUCGUCUUUCAUGAUUGGGGUGUUUCCGUCUACGAGCCGCAGAACUGUCGGCUGCUACACAUGAUCCAGUCAACGGACAUCAUGCCUGGAACGCAAGACUACGUUUGCGGCUCCAAGGGCGUCAACUGCAGCUGGGGACGUGCCAUCGCCGUGGCGGAUCGCUACAUCUACGUCACGCAACCCAACAAAGACCGCGUUCUCGUCAUCAGCAACAUACAAAUGGUCGUCGUUGACGUCAUCAUGACCGAUCGAUACCCGGUAGACAUCUUUUACGUGGAACAUCUGGACCAGGUCUGGAUCGUCAACUGGCGAGAUGAGGAGGAUCACGGCGUCAAGACGAUCCAGGUGAUUCGGGAGGCCAGUCAGAAGAAGAAGCACCACACCGUUCAUCCGGAGCCGAUCGACGGCCACUUUGAUUUGGUUUAUUCGCUCUUCAUUCCGCCCAUGCAGGAGUACGGGCAUCGUUACAAGUACGGCUACGUAUCGCAUACCAAUCAGCGCGGCCUUUACAAACUGAGUCUGCCAGCCAUGAAGUAUGUCAAAGCCAUCGAUUUGGCUCCGUACAACUGCGUCCCGCGCUCACUCCAGUACUCUUCUUUAUAUGGCCUCGUUAUCAUGGAGUGCGAAGAGCCCGUCACCAGACGACCAACCGGUCAGAUCGUCAUGGAUUACCUGACAGACACCGUCCUCAGUCACAAAGUGACUCUGCUCGGCCAGCCGUACAUCACUCCCGACAGCCGCAUCGUCGUCACGGUCCAUCGUGAAAAGACCAGUGUCACCCUCAUCGUCCAGCACACCACAGAAGACGGGCUGAAAUUUGCCUUUGACGUGCGAACAACUUUGAACGUCAGUCACGUUAUCUUUCAUCCGUCGACCACAUCGCACAGCUACGACCUGUACGCGACGUCGGCCGACAAGGGGGACGUCCUCUUCCUCAAUCUGGAAGCAGGAAAAGUUGAUAUCAUUACGGGAGUGGGUAAACCACUGGACAGUCACUUGAGCGAAUGGGGUGCCCCAAAUCGCCCGAUUGCCAGCGCCGGCCUUUUCGGUACUUACCUGAUUAGUCCAGCCAACGAAGCCAUUUUUGUCAUCAACGGAGACACGCGCACUGUCAACUGCGAAAUCGGCGGAUUGGUGCACCCGCGACACGUCAGCUGGAUCAAUUCCCGGCCGUGAGUCCAUCCCCCGAAAACCCGAUCUCUCGAUCAUCACGAGUUUUGAGCUCUGCAUAAAUCUGCCGCAAAAUGUAUGGCGCGCGCAUCACAAGUUGGUCGUUUCGAAGAUGAAAAAAAAAAAUACUUAUAAAUUGUAUAACUCUUUCUCUUUGCUAUAUUUUGAAUUGAUCCCGUCUAUCAGAUAUUUAAUUCUAAGUCACUUUCUUAUUUCCUUAUCGUGUGCAAAAAAAAAUAAUGGAAAUGCAAUUUUUUUUUAAAUAAUUAAGUUGAAUUCACCUCAUAAUUAUCAGUUUAUCACUUUGAUGUGUUGGCCCAAGUCGUAGAAUUUUUAUUUUUAAUUAUUUUUUGAAAUUCUUGAUUUAUUUUUUCGACUUCAUCUUUCCCAGACGGAGUUGCUUUUUCAAAAAAGAUAUAUCAGUCAGUCAUGAAGUCCUCCUGAUUGCCGUAUGAAAUUUGCAUCUCCUCGUAGCACGGCUAUUCAAGUCCUACAUCGUAAUACUAUAUUACUCUCAACAAAUCCAUCACGUUCAUUAUACUAUUUUGUCUAGAAUAAAAAUUGGAUUGGCAUCUG